GGAAAGUAGCCUAUGCCUGGGAAAGAACUCUUGUCUGCCCCUUUCAAUGUUUAUCCUGACGUCAGUUACCAGAACUCGCGCUGCCCCUGUCUCGCUCAGUCUCAACUACGUUUCAGCAAGAAUUCGUGGAAUCGAUGGUCUCGAGUCCACAACUUGCAAAUCGGUCCUAUGCGGAGUCACUGAAAUGAUUUCUGCGGGUUUUUCAAAGUGGACUUUAACAGAAAAAUGAACACCUGUGCUUUUCUACUGAUCCUGGCCGUUCAGAUCUACGCCGAUGGCAAUGAGGGACCAACAGCGGCGGGCUGCACCUUCGACGAGGACUCCGACCCCAGCCUGUGUGACUUCACCCAGGGCGAGGAGGACGACUUUGACUGGCAGCUGUUCCGCACCCACAACUCUCCCCACGCCAGCUCCGACCUCCUGCGGGGUGAGUCUCCGCCCUCACACCACGCCCAGAUGUCUGUUUAAACCCUCGACCGCAGACCAGGAGGUCGCAGGUUCAAAUCCCGAGCCCGUACGUCGCUUUGGAUUAAAGCAUCUGCUAACGGGGAAGAAAUGAAUAUGUUAAACGAUUAGGUGAAAGGGUUGAGAAAGGUCCGUGUUGUGUGGUCGCACCGGUGGAUUUGCAUCACCUAGUGGACUUUCGAGACCACUGAGUUCCCACUGAGGUCACAGGUGGGGCAGAGACAUGAUCUGCCUUGCAGUGAGUCUCCGCGGGCGUUUGGAACGUGUACAAUCAUUCCCCCUGGUUGUGAUCAGCUGCUCAAGCCAGCCUGUUUGCCCGCGGAAGGUUCUGGAAGCUUUGCAUGAAUGCCUAGCCCUUUCCACAGCACAGAUGCCUGGCAGAAUGAGCGCUAUUCAGCUGGCCUCGACGCAUGCGACUGCGUACAAAUCAGCGUUGAGAAGUCCAGCGUGCAUAAUUCAUCAGCUGUAAUUAGGCUGCUAUCCUCCUGGUUGAGUGUCUGUUCCAUGCUAACCCCAGGGAUAACACUCUCUUGUUAAGCAGGCACCCAGAGUUGAGGAGGAAACGCACAUGAUUUCCUUCCUGUUCCGCCGUAGCCAAGAGGGAGGAGGCAUGCAUAGUUUAUAAGGCGCUCCUCCUCACCCACGUUAACAAACACCUUUGGGGGGCCGAGGAGGAGAGAGCGAGGCACAGCCGCCGCGGAAGAACAAUCGAUGGUCGUCAUGCAGCCGCCCGUUGGGAAGAAGUGAUUAGGACACUGACCUCUGUCGGGGUUAAUCAAUCAGUCAAUCAAUGAUGUCGUACUGUGGAGAGAGGCCUUACUGAGAGAGA
Molecule: messenger RNA, 1294 nt
Organism: Hypomesus transpacificus
Lineage: Eukaryota; Metazoa; Chordata; Actinopteri; Osmeriformes; Osmeridae
Product: receptor-type tyrosine-protein phosphatase U
Exons: 2
Coding region: 226-468 (80 amino acids)
Cellular component (GO): membrane
Source: RefSeq, a predicted model, not a curated record